AUGGCGGACAUUGUGAAAGAGAUCUUGGCAAGGCCAAUACAAUUAGCAGACCAAGUAACAAAAUUAGCAGAUGAGGCACAAUCUUUCAAACAAGAUUGUCUAGAACUGAAAGCCAAAACAGAGAAGCUGGCAGCGCUUUUACGCCAAGCCGCUCGUGCCAGCAAUGAUCUUUAUGAACGUCCAACAAGGCGAAUCAUCGAUGACACGGAACAAGUCCUGGACAAGGCCCUCGCUCUUGUUCUCAAAUGCCGCGUAAGCAACGUAAUGAAAAGAAUGUUCACUAUCAUCCCUGCUGCGGCGUUUCGAAAAAUUUCGAUGCAGCUAGAGAAUUCAAUAGGAGAUGUUUCUUGGCUUUUACGUGUCUCAGCUUCCGCCGAUGAUCGAGACGAUGAGUAUUUAGGCCUGCCUCCUAUUGCUGCCAAUGAGCCAAUUCUGUGUCUUAUAUGGGAACAGAUUGCAAUACUUUACACUGGGACAUUAGAAGAUAGAUCGGAUGCUGCAGCUUCAUUGGUUUCUUUGGCAAGAGAUAAUGACAGGUAUGGGAAGUUGAUUAUAGAGGAAGGUGGGGUUGCACCAUUGUUAAAGUUGGCUAAAGAAGGCAAAAUGGAAGGUCAAGAAAAUGCUGCUAGGGCUAUUGGGCUAUUAGGACGUGAUCCGGAAAGCGUCGAACAGAUUGUGAAUGCUGGUGUCUGCACUGUGUUUGCGAAAAUACUCAAAGAAGGUCACAUGAAAGUUCAGGUCGUGGUGGCUUGGGCUGUCUCUGAAUUGGCUGCACAUCAUCCGAAAUGCCAAGACCAUUUUGCGCAAAACAACACAAUUCGGUUUCUUGUCAGUCAUCUUGCAUUCGAAACGAUCCAAGAACAUAGUAAGUAUGCAAUUGCAAGCAAGAAUACUAUGUCGAUUCAUUCAGUUGUGAUGGCUAGCAAUGGUGCCAGUCCUAAAGAAGAUGAACCAGCUACAAGAAUUCAUCAUCCAAUGGAUAAUAAAACUCCUAGCCAGAUGCACAGUGUGGUGACCAAUUCUAUGGCAAUAAGAAGUCAGCCUCCUAACAUUAACAAGCCAACACAAAACCAACCCCAAAACCUCUCGCAAACCAUUGCUAGCCCACCCCAUGCUAAUAAUUCAAACCAUGCUAAAGGCAACCACAAUACUGCGAAACAACAGAAUCAUCAGCAUGUGUCGUUGGCCGGUACUAGCAUCAAGGGAAGGGAAUUUGAAGAUCCUGGUACAAAAGCACAGAUGAAGGCAAUGGCAGCAAGAGCACUUUGGCAACUCGCAAAGGGAAACGUCACCAUAUGCCGUACCAUCACAGAGUCGAGAGCACUUUUAUGCUUUGCAGUUUUGUUAGAGAAAGGUCACGACGAAGUUCAAUCCUAUUCAGCAAUGGCAUUGAUGGAAAUCACAGCAGUAGCAGAACAAAAUGCUGACUUGAGACGCUCAUCGUUCAAGCCCACAUCCCCUACGGCUAAAGCAGUCGUUGAUCAAUUACUAAAAGUAGUUGAGAAAGCGGACUCAGACCUCCUCGUACCAUGCGUACAAGCCAUUGGCAACUUGGCAAGGACUUUUAGAGAAACAGAAACUAGGAUGAUCGGACCACUGGUGAAGCUAUUAGAUGAAAGGGAACCUGAGGUCACAAUGGAGGCAGCAAUUGCUCUGAACAAGUUCGCAACGUCAGAUAAUUUCCUUUGUGUGACUCACUCCAAGGCUAUUAUUACUGCAGGAGGUGCCAAACACCUAAUUCAACUUGUUUACUUCGGUGAACAAAUGGUUCAAAUUCCCUCCUUGAUUCUCCUAUGCUUCAUUUCAUUGCACUGUCCUGACAGUGAGGUUCUUGCAAAUGAAGAGGUCCUUAUUGUGCUAGAGUGGUCAACAAAGCAGGCUCAUCUGAUACAAGAACCCGAAAUCCAAUCUUUGUUACCGGAAGCAAAGAGUAGAUUGGAACUGUAUCAAUCAAGAGGUUCAAGAGGAUUCUAUUAA
This is a messenger RNA of Dovyalis caffra, 1977 nucleotides long. The record is from the annotation of a GenBank genome assembly. NCBI's taxonomy places the organism in Eukaryota, Viridiplantae, Streptophyta, Magnoliopsida, Malpighiales, Salicaceae.